UCGUUGCUUCAUUUUCUCCUCUUCCUGUAAAACUUCCUAGAAUCUCAUCAGUCAAAAGUCCUUUACAGUCAAACAGCUCAAAAAUGUCUGCCAGUACCGUUGGAAAGACCAUUACUUGCAAGGCUGCCGUUGCCUGGGAUGCCGGCAAGGACCUUACCAUCGAGGAUAUCGAAGUAGCACCGCCAAAGGCCCACGAGGUGCGAAUCCAGAUAUACUAUACUGGUGUCUGCCAUACCGAUGCAUACACACUCUCGGGCAAGGACCCUGAAGGUGCCUUUCCCAUCGUCCUCGGACACGAGGGUGCGGGUGUCGUCGAGUCAGUCGGCGAGGGUGUGACCAACGUCAAGCCCGGCGACACGGUCGUUGCUCUCUACACACCUGAAUGCAAAGAGUGCAAGUUCUGCAAAUCCGGCAAGACCAACUUGUGCGGCAAGAUUCGAGCCACCCAAGGACGAGGUGUCAUGCCCGACGGCACAUCCAGAUUCAAGUGCAAGGGCAAGGACCUCCUGCACUUUAUGGGAACCUCGACCUUCUCCCAAUACACCGUCGUGGCCGACAUCUCGGUGGUCGCCAUCACCGACAAGGCCCCCAUGGACCGGACGUGCCUGUUGGGCUGCGGUAUCACCACCGGUUACGGUGCUGCCGUCAUCACCGCCAAGGUCGAGAAGGGAUCCAACAUCGCCGUCUUCGGAGCGGGCUGCGUCGGUCUCUCCGUCAUCCAGGGUGCCGUUAAGAACGGUGCCGGCAAGAUCAUCGUCGUCGACGUCAACGACAAGAAGGAAGAAUGGGCCCACAAAUUCGGUGCCACCGACUUUGUCAACCCAACCAAGCUGAACGGCCAGACGAUCCAAGAGAAGCUGAUCGAGAUGACCGACGGUGGCUGCGACUACACCUUUGACUGUACCGGUAACGUUGGUGUCAUGAGAGCUGCUCUCGAGGCUUGCCACAAGGGUUGGGGUGAAUCGAUCAUCAUUGGUGUCGCUCCCGCUGGUGCCGAGAUUUCCACCAGACCAUUCCAACUCGUCACUGGUCGUGUCUGGAGAGGUUGUGCUUUCGGCGGUGUCAAGGGCCGAACUCAACUUCCAGGUCUGGUUCAAGACUAUAUGGACGGCAAGCUCAAAGUUUCGGAAUUCAUCACACACAGACAGCCCCUCUCCAAGAUCAACGAAGCAUUCCACGACAUGCAUGCCGGCGACUGCAUUCGCUGCGUCGUGGACAUGAGGGCCGAUUAGCUACGCUCGGGCCCCCCUGCAUCUCCGAGACUAUGAAGCAAAAAAAAAGACCAGUUACUUCCACGCACACUCGGUAACAAAUAUUUUGACGAGGGUUUAAGGAAACUGAUCAAAGGUACUUCGAUGGAGGAAAAAAUGGGGCGUUUCACGAUUCAGGCCGCCAUUGUAAACUUUGUUGUUGACGAUCACAGACGGAAGGGAGGAGAAUGCGCCCCCGAGGAAGAUGUCCAUAUAGGCGGUCGUUGAGAGAGGUGAGGCGCAGAAAAAGUCACCACUGAAACAUAAAAAUACUCCAAACCUGACUCUUUCUUGUCCUGUACAUCGGUCGAUGUGGAAUCGUUCGGUCGCAUACCCAGUCAGCUGUCGUUUAGUCUCUCUCUCUCUCUUUUGUCCUUUUCCCCGUAAUGGAUUGUACUCGCUGGUGAUUGAUUGCUCUGACCCUGGCACAUGUAACAGGCGGAUUCGUGUUACAUCCACCAAAUGGCUCUGAUGACAUCCGUAGCUCCGAGGGAGGGGUUUGAGUAACUGUACUCAUCGAUCAUACGGAGUACGAUCAGGG
Molecule: messenger RNA, 1791 nt
Organism: Exophiala oligosperma
Lineage: Eukaryota; Fungi; Ascomycota; Eurotiomycetes; Chaetothyriales; Herpotrichiellaceae
Product: S-(hydroxymethyl)glutathione dehydrogenase
Exons: 9
Coding region: 84-1232 (382 amino acids)
Biological process (GO): formaldehyde catabolic process
Cellular component (GO): cytosol
Molecular function (GO): S-(hydroxymethyl)glutathione dehydrogenase [NAD(P)+] activity; zinc ion binding
Source: RefSeq, a predicted model, not a curated record